GGUGCCAAGGGCCAUCAGGUCCAGAGGUGGCGCAAGGGGAUUGCAAUGGCCGCGCCAACAGAGGAUGAGCUUGAGGAUUUCAUUAAGGAUAACAACGUGGACAGUCGAGCUGCGUCGGACUUGCGAGAGUGCAACGGGGAAGUCCAACGGAAGGUCAUUGCUCGUGGAGAUCUCAGUAGUGCACGCAACCCUUCGGCCGCCUUGCUUGCACGCAUCCGAGAUGCGCGCAACAGUGGCUCAGCUCCAGUCUCCAGAGGACACCAUGCGGGGGGAAGUACUCCAGAAUUGGAAGAGUUCAUUGCGCACAACAAGGUCGAUGAAAGCGCAGCAGACUCGCUAAGGAGCUGCUCCCCUGGUGUUCAGCGCACAGUCAUUGCAAGAGGUGAGUUGAAGACAGCUAGAAACCCAUCUUCUGCAUUGCUCUCACGGAUUCGAGACGCUAAGAAUGGAGCCCGUUCUGCAGCUCCGGCCGCAACAGACCCUGCCGCAGCAGCUGCAGCGGCGCACGCAGCCGCAGCUGCAGCCAACCCUGCCUUGGCAGCGGGCUACCCAUACUACCCAGGCUAUCCAUACCCGUACAUGGGAAUGUAUGGGUACCCGGGAAUGCCCGGCUACCCACCUGGAAUGCCGCCUGCGCAAGCUGUGCCAACAUCUGCGCCAGAUCGCCGCAGCCGGAGCCGUAGCCGCAGGAGCUCCAGUUCUGGCAGGAGAGCCAGGAAGAAGAAGAGAGACAGGAGAAGGGGCAGGAGUAGCAGCUCCUGAGUGGCGGAUGGAGCAUUCAGCAUGCAGCAUGCAUGAGGUUAAGUAGCAGUAGCUGAACGGAGCUUCAGCCUAUCUGGGCGUACAAAAAAA
Messenger RNA from Cladocopium goreaui, 852 nucleotides. NCBI's taxonomy places the organism in Eukaryota, Dinophyceae, Suessiales, Symbiodiniaceae. The record is from the annotation of a GenBank genome assembly.